Anastrepha ludens (Mexican fruit fly) is the source of this 2585-nucleotide messenger RNA. Its product is annotated as esterase B1-like. The record is from RefSeq and is a predicted model, not a curated record. The transcript is spliced from 5 exons. The coding region runs from base 172 to 1887 and encodes 571 amino acids. Lineage: Eukaryota; Metazoa; Arthropoda; Insecta; Diptera; Tephritidae.
GCUAUUUCAUAGCGGCGCAUUGUGUCAGUUUCCGAUCGUCCGUUGUAUGAUAAUAAAGCAACUCAAGUGCCGGGCGCGUGUUUUUAAGUCAAAAGAAUUUUGAUUACUUCUGCUCUAAUUUUUAAUUUAUUAUAAUUUCAUCACCUACAAAUUGUUUGGAAUAUCGCAAAAAUGGUCGAUAUUAGUUUGCCGUUUAUCGAUUUGUUGCGAAUGGGAGCAAAAAUGCUCAACCAUCGCAUACAGCAAUAUCGUAUGACCACCAAUGAAACAGUUGUGGUGCCCACAAGCUAUGGCAAAGUUAAAGGUGUUAAACGCAGAACCAUCUAUAAUCAUCACUUUUACUCCUUUGAAGGAAUACCAUAUGGCAAACCGCCUAUCGGUGAGCUGCGUUUUCGGGCACCACAGCCGCCUACGCCAUGGGCGGGUGUGCGCAAUUGUACCAGUCUAGGAAAUCCACCGCUGCAAAGACAUUUUAUAGUUGGUAUCACGCAAGGUUCCGAGGACUGCUUGAAUUUGAAUGUGUACACCAGAGAGUUGAAAAGUGACAAGCCCUUACCGGUGAUGGUUUGGAUCUAUGGUGGCGCUUUUCAGAUUGGCGAAGCUACGCGGGAUGUUUAUGCGCCUGAUUAUUUUAUGGAGCGGGAUAUCGUUUUGGUUACGGUCAACUAUAGACUUGGCGCUUUAGGUUUCUUGUCCUUACGCGAUCCAGAUAUUCAAGUGCCCGGAAAUGCAGGCUUAAAAGAUCAGUUGCUCGCUCUGCGUUGGAUUCAGCAAAAUAUCGCCAACUUCAAUGGUGACCCAAAUAAUGUCACAUUAUUCGGUGAGAGUGCCGGUGCGGCAUCUACGCAUCUCCAUAUGCUCGCUCCAAAGGCGCGCGGCCUUUUCCAUAAAGCCAUACUACAAUCGGGUACAGCUCUUUGUCCCUGGGUUGAAGCUACACCCAGUGACUGGGCUUUUCGGCUAGCCGUCGAAUUGGGCUUUAGGGGUGAAAAUAUUGAUAAGGAGGUAUUUCGUUUUCUCUCCAAUGUGAGCGGCUCAAAAAUAGUACACGCUCAUAAUAAUUUGAUAUUACCACUCGAAGAACGAGAGUAUAUUUUAUUUGCUUUCGUGCCAGUAGUGGAGCCAUACGAAAGUGAAGAUUCUCUGAUCACGAAGCCUUUCAAAGACUUGCUGAUUACGUCGUGGAGCAAUGAAAUACCAUUGAUAAUUGGUGCUAAUGCACAUGAAGGACUUAUUCAUUAUGAUGAAACUAAGCGCAAGCCAUAUCUGGUGAAUGAAUUAGACGAUUGUGUAUAUGCACUGCCAGCUGUAGUGAAAAACGAGCGCGAGGCACACGAACACAAAGAGUUGGGACUAAGAAUUAAGCAGGCACAUUUUGGUGAAAAGGAACCACACCAUAGUGAAACGCUCUUACAAUAUUUGGAGGUGUUGGCCUACAGACAUUUCUUGAACGACAUGCAUCGCACGCUUUUGUCCCGUGUAGCCUAUGCAUCGGACGUGCCCACCUACCUCUAUCGCUUUGCUUUCGAUUCACAGCAUUUCAAUCACUAUCGCAUUUUAAAAUGUGGCAAGUCUGUACGCGGCACCUGCCAUGGCGAUGAUCUCUCUUACGUAUUCUACAAUGUGAGCUCAGUUAAAUUGCCACCAGAAAGUGGAGAGUUCAAGACAAUUCAACGUAUGAUUGGCAUGUGGACGGCAUUUGCAGCAACCAGCAAUCCGAAUUGCGAUGAAAUUGCAUCGACUCAAUGGCAACCGGUCGAAGCUAAAGAUGUGGAACUAGCACAGCCAAAAUGUCUGAACAUAGACGAGAAGGUAGAAUUUAUUAGGUUUCCGCAUGAGAAAUUGAAGAUCUGGGAAAGUCUAUAUACGAACGAUAGUUUGUACUAACUGAGCUAAUGUGCAAUUUAUUGCUUGCCUCUUGCCAGUUUAUAUGUGAGUAGAAAAGCAGGUGUCUUUUACAUUCUACCGAGAAGGCCACAUAAACGAAUUUUGUUAAUAUUUUGUACUUAAGUAUAAUAUUUUGUAGUAUAACGUUUGUAAUAAGGCUGGUGAAGAUUAUUUUUUUUUUUAAAUUUUUUAUAUUAAAAGAAGAUUCUGGUCGCCACAUUCUGUUAUUGGCAGUUACUUGCGCGCAAAUUUGGGCAAUUUUGGUAUGAAAUUUACUCGAAACAUUAUUUUCUGUGUAGAAUAUUUAAGUCAAAGUUUACUGAAAACUGUUUCAUUUCACAUUUGUAAUUUUUGUUAAAAAUAUCAAAGAUUUUUUUCAUAUUAAAAAAGUCUUGCUGGAUUCUAAACAAAAUUGGCGCACAACACUCAUUUAGUUUUUUUGCAAAUUACUUGCCAAAUUGUGUGAUGAGUUAUUCUUUCAUCACACUUAGACAGUCACAUAUUAUUCCCGUUAUCAUUUUAGUUCAUCAAACUAAAACAAAAACAAACAAAAAAUAAGAAGGCCUGCUGGUAGGCCUUAAUUAAGAGAAACGCUUUCAGGCAUCAUUGGGGUCAAAUUGGGGUUAAAAAAAUAAAAAUAACUUUUUUGUUACUCGAAUAAUAAAUUUUUAUUGUCAUUAAAAAAUAAUUAAAUUUUA